UGUGAUUCGCUCUGCAGGUACAGUGUUUUACCAUUUGGGUUAUUUAAACGCAUUGGAGUUCCAGGGCCAAGGCCACUGCCAUUCAUUGGAACAUUUCUACAUUAUCGAAAGGGAAUGUUUGGAUUUGACACAGAAUGCUACAAGAAAUAUGGAAAGAUAUGGGGGAUUUACGAUGGACGGUUGCCCAUUCUCUCCAUCUUGGAUCUUGACCUCAUUAAAACCAUUUUUGUAAAAGAAUGUUACACUUUGUUCACUAACAGGAGGGACUUUGGUCUGAAU
Rhincodon typus (whale shark) is the source of this 279-nucleotide messenger RNA. RefSeq names its product cytochrome P450 3A21-like. The annotation marks the transcript as partial. The record is from RefSeq and is a predicted model, not a curated record. The transcript is spliced from 4 exons. Lineage: Eukaryota; Metazoa; Chordata; Chondrichthyes; Orectolobiformes; Rhincodontidae. Gene Ontology annotation, molecular function: steroid hydroxylase activity; oxidoreductase activity, acting on paired donors, with incorporation or reduction of molecular oxygen; iron ion binding.